Malassezia vespertilionis is the source of this 3304-nucleotide messenger RNA. RefSeq lists its product as uncharacterized. Gene Ontology annotation, biological process: transmembrane transport. Gene Ontology annotation, molecular function: transmembrane transporter activity. NCBI's taxonomy places the organism in Eukaryota, Fungi, Basidiomycota, Malasseziomycetes, Malasseziales, Malasseziaceae. The annotation marks the transcript as partial. The transcript has 2 exons. The record is from RefSeq and is a predicted model, not a curated record.
GGACGAACACGAUACAGAAGACUCUCGUCCGCACGUUGUAAAUUCUGGGUACGAUGCACCGUGGAGUGAAAAAAUACCCGUCCUCGUUUUCUUGCUAUUGCUCAACGUGGGCCCUCAUUUUUCGUCGAGCUGUAUUGCACCGCUCAAGACGGAUAUAAUUGAAAAUGUGCGUGAGCACGGUGAGGCAGUCACGCAUGCAAGGUAUGGUGUGCUUGCAUCUGCCGGCGCAUUGAUAAAUACUGUGCUUCCCAUUCUUUCUGGUGUGCUUGUGGACUAUUACAACCCUCCGAUUCUCUCGCUGCUAUGUACUGCGUUUAUCACUGCAGGCUACACAGUGCGCGCAUUUGGGGGACAACACGGCUCAUUCCCUUUGUUGUUAGCUGGUGAGAUUAUUGCCGGAAUGGGGUUUGUGACGCUGACCAACUGCAAGCUAAAGCUAUAUACAUUUUGGUUCCGUGGCACGAGGGAUGCAGGUCCCGGCAUGAUUAGUUUUAUUCUCGGUGCGGAUCUUGCAAUGGACCGCGUGUACAAUACAAUUGGGCGACAGGCAAGCGUUCUUUUAAAAAAUUGGACCGGCAAGUGGUACGCGGCGUUGUGGGUGGGCGCGAUGCUAUGUGUAGUAUCUUGUGGCGUCAAUAUCGUGUACGUGCUGCUCGAAUGUGCCCUUCCGCGCGCCAUGCUUCUUCAAACGGGUAGCCGCAUUGCACAAGAGGAGGCGCGGCACGAGGACGGCUAUCAAGACGAAAGUGUACUGCAAGGAUUCAAGUAUCAUUUGCGCGAGAUCCAGCGCAGUAUAAUGGGCCUACCCGCGGCCUUCUGGAUCAUGACCACCUCGCAAAUGCUGCAGUCGGGUGUGAUUGACGCAUACUCGUACAACUCAUCGGACUUAAUCAUUGCUACCCGGCAUGUAUCCAAGACUGUUGCGGGCUAUGUGAGUGGGUACGAACAUAUGGUGCCCAUUUUGCUGACCCCCGCCUGUGGCUAUGUGUUUGACAAGUUUGGGCGGCGAACGUUUUGGAUAUCCAUCACAGCCACGCUAUAUAUUAUUGCGUUUGUACUCCUUGCGUACACGAACGUCAAUGCACUGAUUCCAAUCUUGAUUUCCUCGCUCGCGCUUUCGAGCAACGAGCUGCCGUUCAGCUCGACGAUCCCACUUAUGGUGCACAAGCAGACGUCGGUCGGUACCGCGUUUGGUAUAUGGACAGCAUUUUACCAGGCGGGCAGCGUGAUUGUUAAUGUGGCAUCUGGUGCGCUCCAGGACAGGCGCCUUGCUCAUGAGGGCUCGCGCGAGCGUCAAUACACCGACAUGUUUUACUUUCUCAUCGCGGUCAAGUGUUUCGACGUUGUGCUGGGCUUCUUUUACCAUGCGCUAGACAAGCAUUGUUUUGGAGAAGUCAUGACACUGAACAACCAGCGCCGUAUUGACAAGGAGAGCAGCGAGACGCACGGUGAGCGCAACCAAGGACUACGCGGCCCGCAGUUUGGAUGGACCAUGUUUGGGAUAUCGUGCUAUGUCGUGCUAAUUUUUUGUGCGUACAGCAUGUUUGUAUUUUUCACCGUCCACACCUCGCCUGUGAUCUUCCUAUCUCUCCUGCAGAGCCUUGUCUCGCAGCACAUGCGCACUCUCAGCGGCCUGUGUCGUGAUCGGCUCCAUGGAUCUGCCGAUACCCCCCCAAACCAAGCAUCGUCACGGAUCUUGCUUGCGCUGCUGCUAUGCGCGAAUACCAUCUAUUGCCUGGACAACCAAACGACGCUGUUAUAUGGCCAAUAUGCGGUGCCCACCGCCCGAGAUAAAGGUGGGCUUGGCGGAACGCUGAACGACUACCUGUCCGCCGUGACUGUAUUCCAAAUUUUAGGUGCGCUGGCCAAUCUGGUGAUUGGCAAGUUUUCGGAUAUUUUUGGGCGCGGGCCAGCGUUCCUAUUCGUGAAUGUGUGCUACGUGCUGGCCUUUGCGCUCAUGGCGUGUGCACGCAACGCGCACGACUAUUUUUUAUCCAUGGCCUUGUAUGCGCUGGGAAACUCUGGUUUUACAGUUAUGACCUCAGUGUUGCUGGCAGAUCUUUUGUCGGCGAGAUCGCGCGCGUUUGGCAUCGCGGUGUUUUCUGCGCCGUUGCUUGCGCUUUUUGCUGUCGCGCCGAAACUGUAUGCCGUGGUGCUGCAAAAUAGUUGGCGGUGGGGCCCCGGAAUGUUUGCCGUGCUGAUACCCAUUGCGACAUUCCCCAUUGUGAUGCAGCUGCUUGGACGAGAACGAGCGAAAAAAUCCCACCUCCGGACCACGACGCAAGGGCUCUGGGCAAAGACGCGUGAAUUUCUUGCUGACGUGGAUGCAGCAGGGCUCUCGUUGGUAUGCAUCGGUCUUAUGCUCACGCUUCUUCCGCUUUACCAAGGGCACUGGCGCGCCAUGUCGACAUGGAUGCAACUCCUGUUUGGCCUAGGCGUGCUCUGCAUCGUGCCCUUGUACGAGCUGCACUAUGCACCAUGCCCGAUCCUGCGCCGGCAAUGGCUGCAUCUCGACGUGGUUCUUUCCAUGAUUAUCACCUUUACCAAAUUUGCUAGCUUUGGGAUUGGAUUGCAGUUUCUAUUUUCGUGGGUCCCCCUGGUGCUGGGCAUGGACGCUAAGCAGGACGGGUUCAUGUACUUUAUCAAUGCCAACAUGAUAUCUUUGACUGUGUUUGGCAUGCUUGCGGGUGCUUUGGCGUACAGGUACGAGCGAUUCAAGUGGCUCCUGGCCUUUGGUGCGCUCGUGCGGUUUCUGGGCUUUGUGUUCAUGUGCGUCUACAUUCACAAAGGCACGACACUUGGCCAAGGUUUGGUCUUGCAGUUUUUGCAAGGUCUGGGGGGUGGCAUCAUGGGCGUAUUUUUGCAGCUAAUUCCACAGCUCACGGUGCGGCGCGAAGACAUAGCCAUGGUCUCGUCCACCACGCUGCUUGUCGCGGGCGUCGGCGUCGGCGUCGGUGUCUCGAUCUACGGCGUGUUACUUUCUCUGUAUAUGCCCCUCUUCCUUCAUGCGCUCGUACCUACACUAUCCUCCAGUGCAAUGGAGGCCAUUGUCGCGAAUCCUGGAGGGAGUCUCAGUGGCGAUAGCCCGUACAGUCGCAGCAGCGAAAUGGCCGACGGCAUUGUGGCUGCAUUCACGGCUGCGGCAUGGUACCCCGUCAUGGUUGGUAGCGUACUUGCGUUUGUCGGAUUUGUGUGCUGCUUAUUCAUUGGCGACAACAAGCUUGCUGCAAACGAGUACAAAGCGGUGCAAACACACGAUCCAAUCGAGACAGAGUCGUACGAAAUGGAUCAGUCAUCGUUGUAG